Messenger RNA from Pongo pygmaeus (Bornean orangutan), 3526 nucleotides. It is a transcript of the gene EPSTI1, whose product is annotated as epithelial stromal interaction 1. The coding region runs from base 2479 to 3021 and encodes 180 amino acids. The record is from RefSeq and is a predicted model, not a curated record. Lineage: Eukaryota; Metazoa; Chordata; Mammalia; Primates; Hominidae. The transcript has 12 exons.
UUUUUUUUUUUUUUUUUUGAGAUGGAGUCUGGCACUGUGGCCCAGGCUGGAGUGCAGGGGCGCCAUCUUGGCUCACUGCAAGCUCCGCCUCCCGGGUUCCCGCCAUUCUCCUGCCUCAGCCUCCCGAGUAGCUGGGACCACAGGCGCCGCCAUCACGCCCGGAUAAUUUUUGUGUAUUUUUAGUAAAGACGGGGUUUCACCGUGUUAGCCAGGAUGGUCUCGAUCUCCUGACCUCGUGAUCUGCCCGCCUCGGCCUCCCAAAGUGCUGGGAUGACAGGCGUGAGCCACCGCGCCCGGCCAUCUCACGUCCAUUCUAUAUGGUUGUGCAGAUUGGUGACUACACACACUUGCCCAGCUAAGGUGUGAUUUGUGGCUGAGAUACAUACCAAACCAUGUAUCUUAGUGUGGGAUUACCUCCACCUGAAAGAAGCAGCACUUUUUUUCUAGUUUGCAUGAAUUUACAAUAUCUCACUAAGCCAUGGGGAUCCUGGAUGUGUAUGCCUCUAAUUUUCUUAAAGGCAUCCUAUAAACAAAGGCCCCGAUGAUUUCCUGCUUAUUUAUCUGUCUUUACCCACUGUGUCUCUAUUCAGCCCUCUAACAGAAGCAAUGAGUUGUACUGGUGAAAGAACUAAUCAAUUACACAUCAGCUUCUUGGGUGUGCAGACAGUAUCUUAGCCUUUGUAGUUUCUGAGGCCAAAGACAAUUCAUAAACGUUUCCAUACUGGAGAUGUGGAAUACUUGAUCAGGGGUGGUAUAAUACAGGCUUAGGGGUCAAGGGUAAUUCGCUCAGCCUGGUCUUGUCAUUUUCUAUUAUUCUUGGGAAUUUGAUCUAUGUAUGAACAAACUUUUGGAAACCUAAAUGCCUCAAAAGUUUUGACUCAAUGUUGACUGAAAACAGUAAGUUUCAGAUUCUUGGACAUUGAAGGUCAUGUAACAUAAACCAAUAUGGAAUGUCUUAUCUAGAAAGAUAAGUAUCCAAAUGCCUUUGAUUAUCUCUAAGUCUUUUUUUUUUCAAUUUAUAUAUACCCAAGGAUAAGAUUUUCUUGAACUAUGAAAACUUCAAAUUUUGCAGGACUGUAGACUUUACAUGUCUACUAUUCUGCUUGAAAUUAUGUUUUUCACUUAAUUUUCUCUUUCCGAACUUUUGCUCUUAACUACAUUUCUUUUUCAGUCAUACCAGUGUUGUUCCUAAUUAGAAAUUUAAAUUACAUCUGGUGCAGUUUGUACACACCAGGGGAUAUUGUUAUGUAAUACUUUUAGCCAGCCAAGAUAUUUUUGAUAACUUCAACAUAACAUUUUUUUCAGAGUACUUAUUGAUAAAAAGUUAUCAAAAUUGUGCAAGAAUGUACACACAAGAUGCAGUUGUGUAACUCGAGAGACCUCGCAAGGGAAACUUUUUUUUUUUUUUUUUUUUGAGACGGAGUCUCGCUCUGUCGCCCAGGCGGGAGUGCAGUGGCGCAAUCUCUGCUCACUGCAAGCUCCGCCUCCCGGGUUCACGCCAUUCUCCUGCCUCAGCCUCCCAAGUAGCUGGGACUACAGGCGCGUGCCAUCACGCCCGGCUAAUUUUUUUGUAUUUUAAGUAGAGACGGGGUUUCACUGUGUUAGCCAGGAUGGUCUCAGUCUCCUGACCUCGUGAUCCGCCCGCCUCGGCCUCCCAAAGUGCUGGGAUUACAGGCGUGAGCCACCGCGCCCGGCUAGGAAAACAUUUCUUUUCUUUUUCUUUUUUUUUUUUUUUUUUGAGACAGAGUUUCGCUGUUAUCGGCCAGGCUGGAGCGCAGUGGCAUGAUCUCAGCUCACUGCAACCUCUGCCCCCUGGGUUCAAGCGAUUCUCCUGCCUAAGCCUCCCGAGUAGCUGGGAUUACAGGUGUGCGCUAUCACACCCGGCUAAUUUUUGUAUUUUUAGUAGAGACAGGGUUUUACCAUGUUGGCCAGGCUGGUCUUGAACUCCUGACCUCAAGUGAUCCACCCGCCUCAGCCUCCCAAAGUGCUGAGAUUACAGGCAUGAGCCACCGCGCUUGGCCAAACAUUUCUUGAAUAUCUUUUUAUUUUAUGUUUCUUAUGGUGCAGAAAAACAUUUUAUCUUGUCUGUUCUUUCAUAUAUUCUCCCUCAGUAUAUCUCAUGGAUGUGCGCUGUUGGAAAGUGAAAACAAUCUUACAAAUUGAGAUAUUUCAUUAAAUUUCAAUGAGGUACCUGUAGGCUACACACAUUGGCCAUAGAUUGAAGUCCUAUUCCUAAGAUGGAAGAUUCUAGUAUGAUGUCAGACUUAAAAACUUAACCAGAUUAGGACAAGUGCAUAUACCUUGAUAGCACCAAAUAUAAACCGGAGAAAUGAGAUACAAAGAAUUGCGGAACAGGAGCUGGCCAACCUGGAGAAGUGGAAGGAGCAGAACAGAGCUAAACCAGUUCACCUGGUGCCCAGACGGCUAGGUGGAAGCCAGUCAGAAACUGAAGUCAGACAGAAACAACAACUCCAGCUGAUGCAAUCUAAAUACCAGCAAAAGCUAAAAAGAGAAGAAUCUGUAAGAAUCAAGAAGGAAGCUGAAGAAGCUGAACUCCAAAAAAUGAAGGCAAUUCAGAGAGAGAAGAGCAAUAAACUGGAGGAGAAAAAAAGACUUCAAGAAAAUCUUAGAAGAGAAGCAUUUAGAGAGCAUCAGCAAUACAAAACUGCUGAGUUCUUGAGCAAACUGAACACAGAAUUGCCAGACAGAAGUGCCUGUCAAAGUGCUGUUUGUGGCCCACAAUCCUCAACAUGGGCCAGAAGCUGGGCUUACAGAGAUUCUCUAAAAGCAGAAGAAAACAGAAAAUUGCAAAAGAUGAAGGAUGAACAACAUCAAAAGAGUGAAUUACUGGAACUUAAGCGGCAGCAGCAAGAGCAAGAAAGAGCCAAAAUCCACCAGACUGAACACAGGAGGGUAAAUAAUGCUUUUCUGGACCGACUCCAAGGCAAAAGUCAACCAGGUGGCCUCGAGCAAUCUGGAGGCUGUUGGAAUAUGAAUAGCGGUAACAGCUGGGGUAUAUGAGAAAAUAUUGACUCCUAUCUGGCCUUCAUCAACUGACCUCAAAAAGCCUCAUGAGAUGCUUUUUCUUAAUGUGAUUUUGUUCAGCCUCACUGUUUUUACCUUAAUUUCAACUGCCCACACACUUGACGGUGCAGUCAGGAGUGACUGGCUUCCCCUUGUCCUCAUUUAUGCAUGUUUGGAGGAGCUGAUUCCUGAACUCAUAUUUAAUCUCUACUGCCAGGGAAAUGCUACAUUAUUUUUCUAAUUGGAAGUAUAAUUAGAGUGAUGUUGGUAGGGUAGAAAAAGAGGGAGUCACUUGAUGCUUUCAGGUUAAUCAGAGCUAUGGGUGCUAUAGGCUUGUCUUUCUAAGUGACAUAUUCUUAUCUAAUUCUCAGAUCAGGUUUUGAAAAGCUUUAGGGGUCUUUUUAGAUUUUAAUCCCUACUUUAUGGUAGAAAUAUGUACAAAAAAAGUCUUAUAUUCUUUUACACAAAUUUAUAAAUAAAUUUUGAACUACUUCUGUAUAAA